Molecule: messenger RNA, 713 nt
Organism: Rhipicephalus microplus (southern cattle tick)
Lineage: Eukaryota; Metazoa; Arthropoda; Arachnida; Ixodida; Ixodidae
Source: RefSeq, a predicted model, not a curated record
AGAUACCGGACACCGCUGGCGAUAUAUAUAUGACACUGGCAAACAGAGUCACAGCACGAGGCUUCGACGUACAUUCUUCUACCCAAAUCCAUAUUUUCGAAAUUGGCAAGCACCAUGAAGCAAAUAAUUUUCACAAUCUUCCUCAUUGGAUGUCUGGCUUUCUGUGCUUCCUCAUCAGAGCCGCAUGAAAGAAAGCAAGCGUUGGACCUUCAAAUUGAUGAGGAGUCAAAGAGCCUUGGCGUGGAAGCUAUCCAAGUAGGCGAGGUGCUCCGCGCCAUUUCUUUGGAGCUCCGAAAAUCUUUGCAACAACCCGAAAAAGCUGAACAUCAGGGUGAAGAGUAUUUCAUCAAGAAACUGUGGAACAAGGCAAAGAACGCUGUGAAGCAAGUCGGAAAGGUCGUCGAGAAAACUGCAAAGGGCGUGAUCACCUCCAAGGCAGCUGACAUUGUUAAGAAGUUCCUGCAGGAGAAGAUCGGAGCAUACGCCCUUGAGGACGAGAAGACAUACCACGAUUUCCGUCAGGACCUGAUGGAGGAGCUCGAUCGUGCAGGAGACCUCCUUAUUCGAAAAGGAACACAGCUCUGUUCAUGCCGUGGCCGUAAGCAUCUUGACGAACACGAGAAAAAAUUCGUCCAGGGCAUUGCCGAAGCUCUAUGAUGUAGAAUUUUGAUAAUCAUAUGAAAGAAUGACUAAAGAUGGAGUAUAGAAUGACU